ACCACACUGAGAAAAUACGUUUGACAGAGUUUGCGCACCAUUCUGACUGAUCUUCUUCUUCUUCUCUACUGCUUGCAAUUCUGCCCCAAUGGACGACGCCCGCAAAGGUGACGCUGCUCUCAGCGCAAGCAAACCCGACGAAGCCAUUGAGCAUUACACCAAGGCUCUUGGUGUCAAUCCGACGGCCGUCAAAUACUACAUCGGCCGCUCGACAGCCUAUCAGCGUACCUCCAAGUUCCCCGAAGCCCUUCACGAUGCCGACGUCGCAGUUGUCCUUGCCAAAAAGCGCGGCUCACGCGAGCUCAUCAAAGACGCCCAGUUUCGACGCGCCGUUGCACUCUACCACCUUGGCAAAUAUGCGGAUGCUGACUUUCUCCUGCGCAUAGUAAAAGGCCUUGACGAAAAGGACAAAAUGUUGCCAAUUUGGGAAGCCAAGGUCGCAUCCAAGUUGAAAGAUGUGCCGGAGAAUGAUGAGCAGAGGACAGUCACUAUUAAGGAGGACCCGGAGGUGGAAAUACCCAGUGCAACCACAGCCACCGCCCCGGCCAAAACCGCAGACUCGGCAACAACCCAGGCGCCGAAGCCUCCCGCGCCGACGCCCAAAGAAAAGAUCAAGACGGACUGGUACCAGUCCCACGAUAGCGUCACUCUGAACAUCAUGGCCAAGGGCGUGCCUAAAGACAAAGCCGUUGUAGAGAUUGAACAAGACGCUGUCUCCGUCUCUUUCCCCAUUGCCGAUUCGUCGUCCGAAUACAGCUACAACGCCGAUCCUCUCUUUGCAUCCAUCGAUCCCUCGCAAUCCAAAUACCGAAUAACGCCCACCAAGAUUGAGGUGACGCUCCGAAAGGCAGCACCAGGUGUGAAAUGGCAUAGCCUCGAGCGUGCACAGGGCGAAGCGGCCACUGUAACGUCACAAGCAUCUUCUUCUGGCGCCCCUGUAAAGGAAACCGCCCCCGCAUAUCCUACAUCGUCUAAAUCAGGCGCAAAGAACUGGGACAAGGUGGUGGUCAAUGAUCUCGAUGACAAGGACGAAAUUGAAGGGGACGAGACAUCGCACUUUUUCAAGCAGCUGUACAGCGGAGCUACGCCCGAGCAACAGCGUGCUAUGAUGAAGAGUUACUCGGAGAGCGGUGGCACAGUGCUGAGUACCGAUUGGAGCAAUGUCGGUAACAGGAAAGUGGUACCCGAGCCGCCAGAGGGUAUGGAGGCGAAGAAGUACUAGACCUGGUGGACGGACAGGCGCAAAGAACUUGUGAAGUUUUGUGGGACGGGUUGAGAUGACUGUAUUAUUUUAUGACGUAGCAUAGCGUGGGUGUUUACGAGUCAAUCAGGGAAUUGUUGUCAGAGUAUAGGUCUGCAUAGUUUUUUUAUUAAAGAAUAUUGUAUACCAUAAAUACUGGACAUGACGGGCAUGUCAAGGAUGUUU
This is a messenger RNA of Bipolaris maydis ATCC 48331, 1426 nucleotides long. RefSeq lists its product as uncharacterized. NCBI's taxonomy places the organism in Eukaryota, Fungi, Ascomycota, Dothideomycetes, Pleosporales, Pleosporaceae. Gene Ontology annotation, molecular function: protein-folding chaperone binding. The record is from RefSeq and is a predicted model, not a curated record.